UUACUCUUUCUUUUCCCCUUCCCUUUAAAAUUCCCCUUUUCCAUUGGAUGACUCAGUCCUUUCUUCUCUCUCCUUCUGCCUCUUCUUCACGUACUUCCCUUUUCCUUCUCUGCUCGUUUUAAUGGCGAAGAUCUCAAAUCCUUCGCACAACAAUUCCAUUUCCACCACUACUGAUCCUCACUCUUCUUCAAUCCAUCACAGCCAGAGGAAGGUACUGAAGCGCACGCGUAAGUCCGCUCCUCGUGAUGCUCCCGCUCAGCGUAGCUCUGUAUACCGCGGAGUCACUAGGCAUAGAUGGACUGGACGGUAUGAGGCGCAUUUGUGGGAUAAGAAUUGCUGGAAUGAAGGACAGAGUAAGAAAGGACGACAAGUGUAUUUAGGAGCGUAUGAUGAUGAAGAAGCAGCCGCUCAUGCUUACGACCUUGCAGCGCUCAAGUACUGGGGAACUGAAACUGUUCUUAACUAUCCACUAUUAACGUACCAAGACGAGCUUAAAGAAAUGGAAGGACAAUCAAGAGAAGAGUAUAUUGGAUAUUUGAGAAGGAAGAGUAGCGGCUUUUCUCGUGGGGUUUCAAAGUACAGAGGUGUAGCAAGGCACCAUCAUAAUGGAAGAUGGGAAGCUCGAAUCGGCAGAGUCUUUGGCAAUAAAUACCUUUACCUUGGAACAUAUGCUACCCAAGAAGAAGCUGCCACAGCUUACGACAAAGCGGCCAUAGAGUACCGUGGCCUUAACGCCAUUACAAAUUUCGAUCUCAGCCGUUACAUCAAAUGCCUCCGUCCUGGGGAACCGGAUAUCCCAAACAAUAAUAACUGUCCAUCAAACCCUAACGCCGGCGAAACUACAUCAGAAUUUGACCCCAAUCCCCUCAUCGGAAUCACCUUUCCGUCCCAAUGUUCCAGCUCCGGCCAAACCGCCACUGCGCCUUUUCCGGGACCUGUCGACGGUGACUCCUCCUCCUCGUCCGCGGCGCUGGAGCUCCUACUCCAUUCCUCAAAAUUCAAAGAUAUAAUAGAAAGAACAACCGUCGCCGAGGCUCCACAGACGCCGCCGGAAUCUGACCGACCACGCCGCUGUAUUCCCGACGACAUUCAAACUUACUUCGAUUGUACUCAAGAUUCCGGCGACAUUGCCGAAGGCGACGACGGCAUUUUUGGGUACCUAAAUUCGUUUUUACCUUCAUCAGUUUUUCAGUGCGAACUCGAUGCUUAAUUAGGCACGGUAAAAAAGAGGAGGAAUUCAACGUCCGACGAGAUCAGUUUGAGGAAAUAACUUAAUUAAAAAUUAUAGAGAAAUUAGUUUUUCAUUUUUGUAAAGCCUUCUUCUUUGAUUCACAAGAACAAGAGAAGGAUACGUUUAUUUUUUCCCCCCCGUAGAAUUCAUCUGCAUGCAACUGUAGAAAUCUUGCCUGCAUUGAGAAUUGGUAUUGGAAUUUUUAGUAGAAAUAAAUUGUGCAUUUUUACAUUACAAUAAAAAGAGCUA
Messenger RNA from Benincasa hispida (wax gourd), 1480 nucleotides. RefSeq names its product AP2-like ethylene-responsive transcription factor At1g79700. NCBI's taxonomy places the organism in Eukaryota, Viridiplantae, Streptophyta, Magnoliopsida, Cucurbitales, Cucurbitaceae. Gene Ontology annotation, biological process: regulation of DNA-templated transcription. Gene Ontology annotation, molecular function: DNA binding; DNA-binding transcription factor activity. The record is from RefSeq and is a predicted model, not a curated record.